Girardinichthys multiradiatus is the source of this 2125-nucleotide messenger RNA. RefSeq names its product ras-related protein Rap-2a-like. Gene Ontology annotation, cellular component: plasma membrane. Gene Ontology annotation, molecular function: GTPase activity; GDP binding; GTP binding. Gene Ontology annotation, biological process: Rap protein signal transduction; negative regulation of cell migration. The transcript has 2 exons. NCBI's taxonomy places the organism in Eukaryota, Metazoa, Chordata, Actinopteri, Cyprinodontiformes, Goodeidae. The record is from RefSeq and is a predicted model, not a curated record. Bases 624 to 1175 code for a protein of 183 amino acids.
AAACUUAAGUAGUCAUGUCUGUGGUGAAAUAAUUUGGAUUGACUGGAGCACCAUAGUUGCUCCAUAAUAAAAUUAAUAGAUUGCUGUUGUUAUUUUAUUAUUAUUUUGAGGUAUAAUUUACACGAAUACAUGGAGUUAUUUAACGAAUACCCCUCCUGCCUCCCUAUUUAAUAGUGGCACUAAUCACCCUCCAUAUAUUCCAGGAAAUGGUACCAUCCAGAGGAUGCGCCGACUCCAGAGGCGUGGAUUCCCAGCUCCAGUGUCUUCUUAAGGUUACAUCUGCUUUUUGCCUUUAACUCCGCUGAACCCCACCGUGCAGAGAAAUGUAGCACCGGCUCUCUGUUUAUUCGACGCAUAAAAAAGAUGAGCCGUCUAGAUGUUUCUAAUAAUAGCCGCUCUUAUUUUUACCCCACCGCCGCCUUAUUGCAUUAUGGAUGCCUCUGGAAUGGUGUCCCUGCGAGGUAGCGUGGGAAUAUCUCAGUAGAGAGGCUGCUCCAGCAUCCAUUCUUGUAGCUGUGGGAGCAUCUCGUCUUCUGGAGGCUGGCUGCAGGCUCCUCUGCGUGGGGAUGCGUUUCUUCUUUCUCUUCUACACGCCGGGUUUGACUCCAGAGGAGCGGUAGGCGAUGCGGGAGUAUAAGGUGGUGGUGCUGGGCAGCGGCGGGGUGGGCAAGUCCGCCCUGACGGUCCAAUUCGUCACCGGGACGUUCAUAGAGAAGUACGACCCGACCAUCGAAGAUUUCUAUAGGAAGGAGAUUGAGGUGGACUCUUCUCCGUCGGUGCUGGAGAUCCUGGACACGGCGGGCACCGAGCAGUUCGCCUCCAUGAGGGACCUUUACAUCAGAAACGGCCAGGGCUUCAUCCUAGUCUACAGCCUGGUGAACCAGCAAAGUUUUCAGGACAUCAAGCCCAUGAGGGACCAGAUCAUCAGGGUGAAGAGGUACCAGCAGGUGCCCGUGGUGCUGGUGGGGAACAAGGUGGACCUGGAAGACGAGAGGGAGGUGUCCCCCAGCGAGGGCCAGGCGCUGGCCGAGGACUGGGGCUGCCCCUUCAUGGAGACGUCGGCCAAGAGCAAGACGAUGGUGGACGAGCUGUUCGCCGAGAUUGUCAGGCAGAUGGACUUCUGCCCUCUGCCCGACCGUAGGGAGACCUGCUGCCCCCCCUGUAGCAUUCAGUAGCAGCCUGAAGGAGGGGUGGUGGAUGGGUGGGUGGGAGUAGAGUAGUCACUAGAGUGCAAAUGUAGUCAUGUUAGAUGGUUUAAAGGGAGAGUUAGAGGAAAACUCCACUUGUGUUGAUGCUAUUUCUACAAGUUUCAGCCUUCUCUCUGCAAAAGCAUUGUGGGAAAUGUAGGAAAAUGCUCUCUGAAGCAGGUUGGGGUGAAUUAGAUCCAAACAUUCAUCACCUCUCACACAAAAACUGGAUUUUGACUUGAACAACAAACCAACAUUCAACCUCCAGCAUCCAUCAGCAUCUGGUUGACUCAUUUGGAGGGAAAUUCUGGUGUUUCCCUAAAGCACCGUGGUGCCAAAGCCAUCAACGAAGAGGAUUGUAGUGCUAAAUGCUAUUUGGGAAAGCAGCCAUAGGUCAAAGCAGGUAUGGCAGUGUGUUCAGUGGUUUUACUGAUCUCUUUUCCUCCUUUUGUUUUUGUCUUUUCACACUUUUUGGACAUAUCUGGCAGUGCAAGACCUUCCACCAUGUAACAGAUAAGAAACACCACUGUGAUGGAGUUGCAGUGAGAGUUCAUUUCACAGCAGGACCCGCCUAACUUAACUAAGAAUGAAUGAAAAGAUGCAAGAAUGUCUAAAAAGAGAACCGCACCUUUGGGGGAAAUUCAUGCAGAAGAUCCCAAAUGCUGACCUACUCUGGAUGAUGUGUGCAUGAAGCUGUACCAUCACACUGACACUGAGUACAAUCAGUCUCGCCCAAAGAGGCAAGUCAGUCAAAUGUGCCGUUGAAAUGUUCAGACACUCGUCUUUUCACACUACAUAUGAUGCAAAUGCUUUGAUACGUGUAUAAGGUAAGCAGAGGUGUCAGCAUGUAGCUCGUCUGUCUGGGUCCCAUCAGAUAUGUUAGUGGUUUAAUGUGAGAAACACUUAUUUUCAACAAAAAAUAAAACUUUAUGCACAAG